AUGGACAACUUUGAUUAUCCGACUACGGAGUUCAACCAGUUCAAUCAGGAGUUUGGGUCUCCUGAGGAUAUAUUGGGGAAUGGGCAUGGAGGGGUGAGAUCGGAUAAUGGAGAACAGACGGGAUCUAAUAAUGAGUCGAGUGGCAAGUCGCCCAGUCACGCGAACGAGACGUCUGCGGAAGCGCAUGCUCAUGAAAUAGGGAAGCCGAAGUCCAAGCGUACGCGAGCGACGGGGGAGGCUUUGGAGCUUUUGAAGAAGGAGUUUGACAUUAAUCCGAAUCCCAAUGCACAGAAUCGAAAGCGUAUCUCGGAGCAGACAGGGCUACCUGAGAAAAACGUGCGUAUCUGGUUUCAAAACAGGAGGGCCAAGUACCGGAAGAGUGAUCGGUCGUUCAACCAGCGCACGGCGGCGACGGAUAUGAAUACGUUUGGGUCAAUAUCUGUCACGGUUGAAUAUGACAAGAUUCCUUUGAAUAUUAAUGAUAACUACUAUUUUAUAGAUGUCAAUUCUUUGACUGUGGGGAGUUGGAAGCGAUUGAAAAGUGGCAAUCUACAUCGCGAGAGUUUGCCCAAUAUUAAGUAUCUUUCGAACCUGUCGCCAACGUCGAUUAAUACGAUUAUGUCCAAUGCGACAGAUUUGAUGGUUUUAAUCUCAAAGAAGAAUUUUGAAAUCAACUAUUUUUUUUCAGCGAUUGCAAAUAACACCAAGAUCCUGUUUAGGAUAUUCUUUCCAAUUAACAGUGUUUUGAAUUGCUCUUUGACGUUACAGACAGACGCUCUAAAAAAGGAUGAUGAUACAGAUAAUGUAGUGCUGGAAACUACGUCCGCAGAGACCGAAAGCGCCUGUGAGUUGAAACUGAACGUUUCAAAGCCACCCAAGUUUGCGGUUUACUUUUCGGAUAUGAACGACGAGCUAACAUCUAACCAAUGGUCUAUUUGUGAAGACUUCUCAGAAGGCAGACAGGUCAGCGACGCAUACGUUGGAGGUUCAAACUUCCCUCAUAUUCUCACCGGGCUGGAGCCAUCUUUAAAGUUUAUGAAUUCUUUGAUCCUUGAAUAUAAUAGCUCAACCUCACACAUAGUCGCCCCUCCAUCUCAACAGCAGCAGCCAUCGCAUCCACACUCGCAUCAUGGCACCGACCACGCGCAGUCAAUAGUAUUACAGCCCGAACCUCAUUCUUUAGCACAAUCUGCAUUUUUCAGAAACUAUGGACCGCACUCCACUGAUGAUAUACUCGAUAUACAAGACCCAGAUCAAUAUGAGACUACUCAAACCACACAUACAGAAUUCCCAAGCACCGCAGCCGCCCCAGGCUCCAAUUUCCUUACUGCACAUUUAACUGAUACCCAGAUACCUAAAACCCCGGAAUUUCUAAAUCAACAUACUGAUUUGCAUAACGAUGACCAACAUGGGUUAAACAACUUGUUAAAUUUUAACGACCAAACACAUGCAAGUAAUACAGAACAAUACUACUGA
Messenger RNA from Eremothecium cymbalariae DBVPG#7215, 1476 nucleotides. It is a transcript of the gene PHO2, whose product is annotated as Pho2p. The record is from RefSeq and is a predicted model, not a curated record. The transcript has a single exon. NCBI's taxonomy places the organism in Eukaryota, Fungi, Ascomycota, Saccharomycetes, Saccharomycetales, Saccharomycetaceae. Gene Ontology annotation, molecular function: RNA polymerase II cis-regulatory region sequence-specific DNA binding; DNA-binding transcription factor activity, RNA polymerase II-specific. The coding region runs from base 1 to 1476 and encodes 491 amino acids. Gene Ontology annotation, biological process: cell differentiation; regulation of transcription by RNA polymerase II.